ACAACACAGAGCUAAACAUAAGCCUAUUUUUGUUUAGGUUUAUUUCUACUGACAUUCAAAGCUAGUAGAAGUAGGAGUAGUAGUUAAAAGACACAAUCUUUCCUCAGAUUAAUAUAGUAUCCAAUUCCAAUUAAUGGCGUUGAGCUACUACAACUCCAACUGGGACUCCUUUGCGCCGGCGGAAUUAGGUGUUGAUCUCUUCAACCCCGACGAUUACUUGGUGGACCCCAUCGACGCCUUCUGCAACUCUCUCCUCUCCGACGACUUACCUUUUGCCGAUGAUGGAAUUCCCUUCGACUUCGAUCAUCUCAACUCCAACUAUUUCCAAUAUAACAAUGAUCCCUUUCCCCAUUUCCCCAAACGCCAAAAGCUCUGCGAUUCCCACCCAUUCUACCAAGAUUACUCCAUCCCGGAAUUUGUUCUUCCUCCGCCGCCGCCGCCGUUGCCAGCAUUUCCAGCGGUGGGUUUCAACAUGAGGAGCUGCGAGAGCGUGAGGGUCAACAAAGAGGAGAGCUUGUCUGCGCAGACCGUCGCGGCGAGGCAGAGGCGGCGGAGGAUCACGGCGAAGACGCAGGAGCUAGGGAAGCUGGUUCCCGGCGGCCAGAAGAUGAACACGGCGGAGAUGCUGCAAUCCGCCUACAAAUACAUCAAAUUCUUGCAGGCCCAAGUUGGACUACUCGAAUUCCUCAAGAAGGUCAACGAAGAGGAAGCAUCAUGUGAAGGUGAAGGUGAAGGUGAAGGUGAAGGUGAAGGUGAAGAAGUGUUCCAGAAUCUUCUAGAAUCUCCAUUGAUUCAAGAGAAGCUCUACUCUAUUGAGCAUUGCCUGAUUCCACAUAAGCUGGUGGAAAACUAUCCAAAUCAUUGAUUUUACCAAGCAAGCAAGCAAGCGGUUAUGAUUAACCGUUUCAUUUUUAAUUGUUUUAGUUUAGGCUAUUCUUGAUUAAAUGUUUUUAUUGUUUUAAGGCAACCUCUUCUUGCCUGCCUUAUGUUGUUUAGUUCUUUACAAAUUGGAGUAGGAUGUUAGGCUAAUUAGGCUCUUUACUUCAGGAAAAAAUGCUGUAUUUUUUUUCUUACUGUAAG
Messenger RNA from Salvia splendens (bonfire salvia), 1080 nucleotides. RefSeq names its product transcription factor bHLH53. NCBI's taxonomy places the organism in Eukaryota, Viridiplantae, Streptophyta, Magnoliopsida, Lamiales, Lamiaceae. Bases 134 to 865 code for a protein of 243 amino acids. Gene Ontology annotation, biological process: regulation of DNA-templated transcription. The transcript is spliced from 3 exons. Gene Ontology annotation, molecular function: protein dimerization activity; DNA-binding transcription factor activity. The record is from RefSeq and is a predicted model, not a curated record.